Molecule: messenger RNA, 945 nt
Organism: Pieris macdunnoughi
Lineage: Eukaryota; Metazoa; Arthropoda; Insecta; Lepidoptera; Pieridae
Source: the annotation of a GenBank genome assembly
AUGGAAUUUAUUCCUCAAGAUAAACUUUUAAAAAUUAAGCCGGACACUCUGGAAGUUAUCCGGGAUGAGAUCAACCUGGGUAAACCAGGAGAGAUGAAUACCGCUGUCAAGAUCCUUAAGGAGUGGGUACAGCAACAACCGCAUUUUAAAAAGAAGGAUUUUGGUGAGCAUUUUCUAGAAACGACCAUUCUUUCGGGAAAAGGAUCCAUUGAACGAGCGAAGAAACAGAUAGAUAGAGUGUGCACGUUGAGGUCAUUAUGGCCACGAUUUUUUGGGGUUCGUGAUAUUAGAAAAGAGUUUGCAGAUAUAUUUGCAAUCGGACAUUUCGGAGUACUGCCUGAAGUAAAUGAAAAUAACCACAGAGUGUUUGUCGCUCAAGUGAAUGGAAACAUUUUAAAGUCAUCACAAUUAUUCAAUUAUUAUAGAUAUGCAAUAUGUUUUGGAGAGUACAUGAAAACGCACGAUUACUAUGUCAGCUAUCAAUACAUCGUGGAUCUGAGACAAACCGAUAUGACGGCGUUCUUAGCUGCCUGUAACCCCAUUGAGAUGAAACAAGCACUAACUAUAUUAAUAGAAUGUUACGGAAUCCGAUUUAAAGGGCUGCAUUUUAUUACCAACUCAAAACACCUUAUAGAUAUGUUGAUCACAAUAUUAAAACAAAUAUUGAAGCCGAAGAUAAUUCAGCGGCUACACCACCAUGCUACUUGCGACAGCUUGGCAAAUUUAAUCGGGAAUGACUAUUUACCCGUGGAACUGGGCGGGACGGCGGCCUCCAUGCAGGAUAUACAUAAUAAAUGGGUAGAAGUUCUGUCUUCGAAGGAGAACAUGGAGUAUUUGCGUGCAAUGGAUGAUGUUGGUACUAACGAAGAACUCAGACCUAAUGUUCGGUUUAACGAAGAAUAUGCAGGUGUCACUGGCACUUUCAGAUUUUUAAGCGUUGAUUGA